This is a messenger RNA of Striga asiatica, 756 nucleotides long. The record is from the annotation of a GenBank genome assembly. NCBI's taxonomy places the organism in Eukaryota, Viridiplantae, Streptophyta, Magnoliopsida, Lamiales, Orobanchaceae.
GUUAGUUUAACCCCUCUUAGUUUAUCCCCAGCAUGGCAACAAUCUCCGAUUCUCGGUCCGGCGGUGGCGGCCGCAGCCCCAUUCGUCGGAGGCGGAGGCGGCCGCCGCCUAAAACCCGUCACUGGUUUGCGGACGUGUUUAUUCGUCCCGCUCGGGCGCUAGCUUCCACCGCGGGCUCGAUCCUGACCGCCGUCUUCUCUGAAAGCGAGGAGUCCUCGUCUGAUUGGGACGGCGAGUGCGAUUCAGAUGAAUGUGAUUCAGACAGUGUUAGUGGGCAUGGAACUGAUCUGAAAAUGAAAAAGGGGCCUUUUCCGGAUAUUUCACAAAAAGGGCAAGAAUCUGAGUUUAUUGUGUCCAAGACUGAAAACAAGCAGUUAAUAGAGCAGCUCAUCAUGCAGGAGUCCUUUUCAAGGGAUGAGUACACUGGACUGAUAGAAGUUCUUAAUUCACGGGUUACGGACUCAUCAACAAAAGCAGGUGCAAAAGCAUCAAUAGUUAAAACUGCUGAUCAUGAAGACGCCCAUAAAUCCACUCAAGCUGCUCAGGAAUCACAAAAAUGGUUCCCAGAGAAUCAAAUGAGAUCAACUCCAGUGACUGAGUUGGAGCCUGCUAGAGCUGGUAAAGUAGCAUCUGCCCUCGUAGAUCCACACUCAACUAAGAUAAAUGGCACCCCAUUAAUUGAUUUAGCUGAAUCCAGACCAAUACUGUAUGUAAAUGGUUUCUCAUCAUCCCAAGCCAUGUGAAAUUCACAAGUGA